ACCACAGCGGCUCGUGAGGAGAUUCUACCCUGAAACAUGCCUCUGCUCCCCGGGGCCGACACGGGGAAUGUGACCGGGCCCUGGAGCCUCCCUGCCGCAUAACCCGGAGACCCACGUCCCCGCAGCGACGCGACCGCAGCCUCGAAACCAGCCGGAGGCGACGGGGGCCACAUCAUUGACUCAAGAGAAGAUGGCGGAGUUCUCGCCUGUCCUGCCGAUGCGGGAUGGAGGAGGAGGACGGUUCGGUCAGCCCAUCUUCCCUCGCUCCAGGUCCGGCUCCGAGUCGGAGAGCGAGCUGUCCCAGAGCCUGGCCCGGACCAAGAUCCGCUCCUACGGCAGCACCGCGAGCGUCACGUCCUCUCUGGGGGAGAAAUACAUCGAGCAUCGGGUUUCAGACAGCGAUACUCUGCAGGGCAUCGCGCUGAAGUACGGUGUCACGAUGGAGCAGGUCAAGAGAUCCAACAAGCUGUUCAGCAACGACUGCAUCUUCUUGAGGAACAGCCUCAACAUCCCCGUGGCGUCCGAGAAGCGCUACACGUUUAACGGACUCUCUCUGGAGUCGCCCGACGGGGACGGUGAGAUGGCGGGCCAGGAGGCGGACUCGCUCUGUAUUACGCCGGAUAUUGAGGGACCCUCGCCGCCUCAGCCCCCGCCAUCAGAGGACUCCAAACCCACCCAGCCAGAGGAGCUGUCAGCCAAAGACUUCUUACACAGACUGGACUUGCAAAUAAAACAGUCAAAGCAGGCGGCGCGCAGGCUGAAAGAAGAGGAAGUAAGGAGCAACGAAGACGACUACUUGGCCCCAACAACGUCGUACCAGGAGAUAUGAGAGACUAGUCUGUUUACCUGAGGCCCCGUUUCCGGAAGCACACACACACACAAACAAACACACACAACCACAAUCUCAAUCUCCUUACUUUUCUUUCUUUACGUUUUUUCUUUUGCCGAACCACGUUGAACAAAAGUGUCAUGUUUGCCUUUUUAUUUAUUGUUUUGCAGUUAUUAUGAUGUAUAUGUUUUUGGGGUUUUGUGUACAGUCUUACAGGGAGAGGGAAUCAGAGCACAUGUGGCCAUCCACUCAUCUUAUGCUUCUGAAGCUGCUGUACAGAACGCACCUGCUGCACACAUACACACACAAACACACACACGCACGCACACGCACACACACUCUGAAUGCUAAGCAACUCCAGACGGAUUAGCUUGUUAGACUUGCUAACUGCUACCGCUGUUCUCAAUCCUCCUCUUAGCAUAGUAACAUUGAGAAGCAUCUUCAGGCCUUCAGCUUCAGUGUUUACCCAGAGUGAGCGCACCGCUCUCAGGGGCGGUGGACGGACUCCGGCCUUUGUUCCAUUUGCCUCCAUCGAAAGCUUUUUGUUUUUUUUUGCUUUAGGAACAGAAGGGACGGCUCUAUUUCUUUUUUUUUGAAGUGUGAAUGUAUUAUUUAUGUGUGUAACAGAUGUUUAAUUGUGCUUUUAAAUUCUGUUGUGUUUUGUUUGGAGAGAUUAAACAUGUAUUUAAACCAGA
This is a messenger RNA of Pleuronectes platessa (European plaice), 1524 nucleotides long. RefSeq names its product LysM, putative peptidoglycan-binding, domain containing 2 (gene lysmd2). Lineage: Eukaryota; Metazoa; Chordata; Actinopteri; Pleuronectiformes; Pleuronectidae. Bases 191 to 829 code for a protein of 212 amino acids. The transcript has 3 exons. The record is from RefSeq and is a predicted model, not a curated record.